Messenger RNA from Plasmodium knowlesi strain H, 2181 nucleotides. Its product is annotated as conserved Plasmodium protein, unknown function. The record is from RefSeq and is a predicted model, not a curated record. The coding region runs from base 1 to 2181 and encodes 726 amino acids. The transcript is spliced from 5 exons. NCBI's taxonomy places the organism in Eukaryota, Apicomplexa, Aconoidasida, Haemosporida, Plasmodiidae.
AUGGUCAAUUUAAUAAGGCUAAUUGAAAAGAAUGCGAUGGAAGUUUUUUCCUGCUAUCCAAAUAUUUGGAAAGGAAAUAACUCGGCUUUUUUUUUUUACAUUUUGGCGGCACAACAUGUAGAGAAAAAUUUGAGUAACAGUUUCUUCUCCCUGCUGAAAAUCUCACAGAGCGCUUACAAAAAUAUGUACAUAGCUUUGCUACUGUUCAGUUCGAACGACUUAGAAAUGAAAAUGAGAUGUCUCAAGUAUAUUUUUAACCAAUGUGUACUCAGCGAUGGGAGUACACAUCAGAGUAAGAAGGAGAUUGGACAAGUAGAACGCACCAUCUCCUUCACCGAAGGAAUAAAAUAUUUCCACUUUCUAGUGGAGGAGAACGAUCCUAUGAACGUCGAAAGACAGAUGAGUUGCUUCUUCUUUUCUGUGAUAGCUGAUUUGAUGAGGCAGGAUUACGUUGCGUUCCUGAGGGAGAGGAAAAGGGAGAAAGACGAGCUUGGCUUGAAACUCCUGGUGAAGCGAAUGAUCAGGAAGAAGUCCAAAACCAAAAAGGAAUACGUCAAUGGCCUAAUUCUCUACACUGCCAGUAGAAAUAUUUUAAGUAGCUACUUUCUCAACGAUGAGGAUCCCAUUAUUAGUGAGAAUCUGAGGGGUCCUGAACAAUAUGUGUGUAAGAAACACCUCACAGAGGAAGGCCCGAAAGGAGAGUGCCUGAAAGGGGAAGGAAACCCCAAAUUAUCCAUACCUAAAAGUGAAAGCACACACUGCAACGUAAAAACAGUGGAAGAAGAAACCAUAUGCUCCACCAUUGAUAAGCACUACGAUGUAGACUUCCUCAAGGGUAUUUUCCUAUAUGUAAAGAAUAUGAUAAAUAUAUAUUACGACAUUUUUGAAAAGGAGAAAAAAAACACGUCCACUCAGAUGAGGAGGAAUUACUUCACCUGUUUCAUCACCCAUAGUAUAACCAUCCUGAUAAACAUAUGUUUGCUGAACGGUAACUUUAUGAAGGAAUGCUAUGAAUUGAUAAAAAAUGUUAAAAAUAAAUUUGCAUCUGAUAUGAACACAUCAAUCAUCAUUCCUAUGGCAACAUUUAUUUUGUUUUUUUCCACACCGGAGGAAUUUGUACAUGUGUCUAAUUAUCUCCAUACCCAUUUUGUAAAGGAAUAUAGAAACUACCUCCCAGCCGUAACGUUCUUUGACUUCAUCAUGAGGAAUGUUAACCUUCUCCAUCAGAGGAAAUUUUUUUUUUUGAAAUUUUGCUCCAUUAUAUUGAAGACCUAUUUUUUUCACCACCAAAUUUUCAAGCAUGACUUGAUUGCCCUUUUACCUUGCCUAAUCUAUGGGAAUAAUUACAAGGAUGUUUUUUACUUCCUUUUGUAUGCUCCCGUUUUAGUGGACCUGGAUGAAGUGGAAAAGACCGGAGAGUUGAAUUCACAAAAAGGAAGAAGCAGAUUCUCUCACACGGGUAGCGAUUUGAGGGGGGCCCAGAAAAAAGCGGUGCUCAUCCAGGAUUUAGAAGGCCUCACAGUUCGCAGCGACACGAAGAACAAGCAGCGCAUACAAGACAUACGGGAAAACAUGCACACAUAUUUCAGGGCCUACUUCGAGGCGGUACUAAGGAACAGUGAAAGUAAAAGUGGUGAAGGCGAUGAAAAGAAGUGUCUCUCCUGGAGGUACGAACUGACAAAAAUCGUUUUACUCAAGUUGGCUUCCUCAGAAAUUCUAGACAUACUAAACAAGGAAAGCAUAAAGGAGAUGCUCAGAAAUGUUAAUCAUUCAGUUCGUUGCAAUCCAAGUCUGUUGAUUCUUCUUAAAGAAGAGUUCAUAGGUUUAUUGAAAAAUGAAUCUUCCAUGUACUACCACUUGGUGAGUGUGAAAAUUUUAGAAAUAGUGGCGGAAAAUACGAAACGUAUGAACAUUACAUAUGAUGAUAUUGAAAAGUAUUACUUCACUUUGCAUUCCUUUUUUUCCGGGGGAAAUUACACGGAGUUCAAAUUUUGGGUGUCCUUAAUUCAUGCCUUUACCAACAUAGCCAUAUAUUGCCACGACUUUUCGGAAAGUGUGUUACGCCUGUACGCUUCCUUCCUUUCCAGAAGUGAUGUAUCUCUCAUGUUGAAGCACAUCGUCACUGAGCACGUUGGGAUGAUAAAGAACGUAUCCUACGCAAAGGGAGGGUUCCUUUCCUAG